AUGGAGUUUCCUGAGACGUUGCUGCUUGAGGCCGAGAGUGGUCUACUAGUCCGCGAGGUGCAGGAAGAAAUCGCAAAACGGAUGCGAUGCCCACCGAAGCAAGCAAACUCCGUCAUGCAAUUCAACAUGGGAAAGGGAAAGUCCUCCGUCGUCAUCCCGACCAUCGCUGCCUAUCUGGCUCAAGGCGACUUAGCCCUUAAACUCAGUCCCUCCGAAGCUGAUGCUAUUGGCGAGAUUUUACAAGAAUGCAGGGCUAACCGUAGUAUUCUGCUCGUCCAACCUGAACACAUCUUGUCCUUCAAGCUUAUGGGCAUCGAGUGCCUCAGCGGGCAGCCUGACGUAGGAAGGUCACUUUUGCGAACUCAGCAUUUCUUCGACAGACACUCCCGGGACAUUGUCGAUGAAAGUGAUGGAAAUUCCAUCGUCAAGUUUGAAUUGGUGUACACAAUGGGUACCCAAGCGCCAAUACAGCUCAAUCCAGACAGAUGGAUCAUAAUCCACUCACUCCUGGGAUUGGUCACCAGAUACACCGCCGAUGUCAAGACAAUGUUUCCCUCUUCGAUUGAAUUCAACAAACACCAGGCGUCACAUUAUCCUCGCACGCGUAUUCUCCGUGGUGAUGCAGAAGAAAAGCUGCUGGACCUGAUCACGGAACACAUAUGCAUGGUCGGCAUCUCAGGCCUUCUUUCCAUAGCGCGGCAGCCUUCCGAGAUGAGACAGACUAUCCUACGCUACAUCCGCCAGCGUAAUCUCACCCCUACAGACGUUGACGCAGUUGAAAAAGGGACUUUCUCCACAGAAACCACCGAAGGCCUGCUGCUCCUCUUGCGGGGUCUCAUUGCAGGCGGUGUGCUAAGCUUUGCGCUAAAGUCCAAGCGAUGGAGGGUCAAUUACGGUAUCGCCCGCAGCCGCAAACCAAAAACUCAAUUGGCUGUGCCAUACCGCUCGAAAGACAGCCCGUCGCCCCGGUCCGAGUUCAGUCAUCCGGAUGUGGUCAUCACGCUCACGUCACUUACCUAUUACUAUGGCGACCUAGAUGAUCAGGACCUCUUUGACACGUUUGCACAUUUCGAGAAGUCGGAUCAAUCCGAUGUUGAAGCUCUUCCCGAAGCCUUCCAGCACCUCACGGGCAUCAACAUGGAAGAUCGUCAUCAGUGCAUCACGGAGAUAUUCCCAUCGCUUCGUCAUUCGAAAGGUACCAUCGAUUGUUUUCUGUCCCACAUUGUUUUGCCCAAAGCGAUGAAGGAGUUUCCAUCCAAGCUCUCUGCAUCCGGCUGGGACGUUGGUGCCGUCAAAUCUCAUCCCACGACCGGCUUCAGCGGCACGAACGACUCACGUCAAGUACUCCCGCUCAGGAACCACACCAAUGCCCUAGUGUUGGCUUACCUACUGCAGGAUGAGAAUUCUGUCAAACUGCUACCGUCGCAGACAGAUGCUGAGCGUCUACUGGAGAUCGUCGACGCAAUGGAAUUGCCGACUCGGGUGAUUCUCGAUGCUGGUGCGCAAAUAUUGGAGCUCAGUAACUUUCAAGUGGUUGAAACGUGGCUUCGCAUAAGCAACUCAAACGAUAUCAAAGCAAAAGCAGUCAUCUUCUUCAACGACCAUGAAAAACUCUCGGUUCUCGAUCACAAUGGCUGCGUUGAGCGACUGCAAACAUCGCCGUUUUCGAAGCAUCUGCAAGAAUGUCUUGUAUAUCUCGACCAGGCACACACCUGGGGAACGGAUUUGAAGAUGCCGAAGCAAUACCAGGCCGCUGUAACGUUAGGCGCAAACUUGACAAAGGAUGCGCUGGUGCAAGCAUGUAUGCGGAUGCAGAAGCUGAGCAAGGGCCAGUCAAUCGUCUUCUGCAUUCCGGACGAGAUACAGACAAAGAUUCUGCAGUGCACCUCAAAGUCGUGCAGUACAGAGAUAGAAGUUUCUGUUCUUUUGGUAUGGGCAAUCGCAGAGACGUGGGCAGACAUGCGGCGGAAUAUACCUUUGUGGGCUGCUCAAGGUCACCGCUAUGAGGACUACAAGGAUUGCUUGAACGGAGCGGAAGCAACUGUAGAGCAAGCGAAAUCUUUUCUCGAAACAGAAGCGCAAAGCCUCGAAGAUCGCUAUCGACCUCGUCCUGGUAAUCUAUCCGAUGCAAUGAAGGAUCGGGACACCAUCAACAGUAGCAUUCGGGAGAUCCUCAAGCGCUAUCGAGACUUCGAGGCAGUGUCUCUAGACACAGCAACGCUUCAAGAAGAGCAAGAGAGAGAACUCUCUCCAGAAAUCGAGGAAGAGCGCGAAGUCCAGAGACCUGCACCUAUGGAAGCUGAGAAGCACAAAUUACACCCCGACCUUGUCAGGCUGGUGGACGCUGGGGUUUUUCCGGAAAGGUCAAGCGCAUUCAUACCCGCGUUUCAGACUCUGAAGUCAACGAGUGCUGCAAAACAAUUUGAUCUUGAACAAUUCCCAGAAGACCUGCUCAUGACAGCGGACUUCGAGCGCACUGCCAAGCACCCACAAGGAGUCAUGUCAGACUCUCCCUUCGAAGCUGAACAACUCAUCGCGAAAAUUCGAACCUCGAAGCUAGUGACACUGCAUCUUUACGCUCCGCGUCCUAAUCGGAGCUAUGGCCCACUCGAUACGCUCGACCUGUAUUGCGUCGGCCGUGAGUUCUCUGCAGGCAUCUUGAGCCUUUGCCGAAGCCAGAUCGUUCAGCUCAAUCUCUUCGCCAGCCAACUCUACUUCCAGUCCUACGCAGAGUAUGCCGAGCUGUGUAGAUACCUGGGUCUAGCUUGGAAAACUCCUAGAGGGGGACAGAAGCUGCAGGUCGACGGAUUUAUUGUACCGCCUGCUAGUGUCUGGUGCUUGAACGCGAGUCCUGUACGGCUCUUGAAAGAUUAUAUGAAGACGAGACGAGAAGGGGAGGACAUGGAGAAGACGCAUCUCGUUAAAGUGCUUGAGUGUGGCUUGCUGGAGAAGUGCGAAAUCGAUAGCGAUUAG
Alternaria postmessia is the source of this 2973-nucleotide messenger RNA. RefSeq lists its product as uncharacterized. The coding region runs from base 1 to 2973 and encodes 990 amino acids. The record is from RefSeq and is a predicted model, not a curated record. The transcript is spliced from 6 exons. Lineage: Eukaryota; Fungi; Ascomycota; Dothideomycetes; Pleosporales; Pleosporaceae.